Messenger RNA from Oncorhynchus kisutch (coho salmon), 2224 nucleotides. Its product is annotated as septin-5. The coding region runs from base 368 to 1825 and encodes 485 amino acids. NCBI's taxonomy places the organism in Eukaryota, Metazoa, Chordata, Actinopteri, Salmoniformes, Salmonidae. The transcript has 12 exons. The record is from RefSeq and is a predicted model, not a curated record. Gene Ontology annotation, molecular function: GTP binding.
AAUAUACCGUAGAUGGUGUUCUCGGUAGUUUACCUAUAUUGCAGAGAAAUCUGAGUUCUCUAAGGCAGACAGAAAAAACAAUCGUACCUCCUUGACAUAACGUUAUUCCGUCUUGAGCAACUGGACGGACAUGGGACAUUUCAUGGAUACUAACUAAUGCAUCUUAAAUGUAUCAGAACGGGUUAUGUGGUGACCCAAAACAAAGUCAUACAUUUACUUCUAGACCCCAUGGACUGCAUUGGGCAGAAGUCUCUGGGAAGGAGAUCAGCUAGCUACCUUACCUUCACCACUAAGAGGACAUAGAGGAACGGUUUAGUUGUCCAGUCUGUCUAUUGAGGAGCCAGAGGAUGCAGAGCUGGCCUACACCAUGAGAGACCUUCCCCCCACCCCCCCACCCCGGGGUGCAUCUGUGGACCAAAACACGACUCCGGGAUGCCACACACCUGUCGUUGACCGAGAACCAGAAGGAACUGGGCUUGAGAUGGGGCGAUCCCCUCACACCCCAGGAGGGACACCCCUGCUUUCUCGGCCCUCCCCUAGUGGCCCCCCUCCCUUCACCCCCCCCAGGACCAAACGUGCCCCCCUGGAGGGAGAGUUUGAGCCGCUGAAGUUGAGGAAGUACCAGCUGACCUCUAUGGGGUCGCGGUCCAUGGACUCCUCCCCUCAGUCCCGACCACGCAGCCCCUGGGGACACUUUGACCCUUACGACUCUGCAGAGGACAUGGACAGGGAGUAUGUGGGCUUUGCCACUCUACCCAACCAGGUACACAGGAAGUCAGUCAAAAAGGGUUUUGCCUUCACCCUCAUGGUAGCAGGAGAGUCUGGUCUGGGUAAAUCCACUCUGGUCAACAGUCUGUACCUUACAGACCUCUACAACAACAGGAAGGUGCUGAAUGCAGAGGAGCGGAUCGUGCAAACAGUGUUCAUCACCAAACACACCGUGGGUAUCGAGGAGAAGGGGGUCAGACUCAGACUCUCCAUCGUAGAUACACCAGGGUUUGGUGACGCUGUCAACAACACAGAGAGCUGGAAAGAGAUAGAGGACUACAUUGACCAGCAGUUUGAGCAGUACUUCAGAGACGAGAGCGGCCUGAACAGAAAGAACAUCCAGGAUAACAGAGUCCACUGCUGCCUCUACUUCAUCUCUCCCUUCGGACAUGGUCUGCGGCCGUUGGAUGUGGAAUGUAUGAGGGCUCUGCAUGACAAGGUGAACAUAGUCCCUGUUCUGGCCAAAGCUGACAGCCUCACACCCACUGAGGUCCGCAGGAAGAAGAUGAAGAUCCGAGAGGAGAUGGAGAAGUUUGGCAUCAACAUCUACCAGUUCCCAGACUGUGAAUUUGAUGAAGAUGAGGAGUUUAAACAGCAGGAGCAGCUGCUCAAGGACAGUAUUCCUUUUGCUGUAAUAGGCAGUAACAUCCAGGUUGAGAGUAAAGGACGCAAGUUCAGAGGUCGGCUCUACCCCUGGGGUGUAGUGGAAGUGGAGGACCCGGCCCACAGUGAUUUCCUGCUGCUGAGGAACAUGUUGGUGAAAACUCACAUGCAGGACCUGAAGGAUGUCACCAGAGAGACACACUACGAGAACUACAGAGCACAGUGUAUACAGAACAUGACACGCAUGGUGGUGCAGGAGAGGAAACGCAGCUUGCGUGAUAAGAUUCAGAGUGAGAGCAGCGCUGACUUCCCCAUGACCCCACUCCCACUGGCCCCUGUAGACCGCGAGACAGAGAGGCUCAUCUGGGAGAAGGACGAGGAGUUGAGGAGGAUGCAGGAGGUGUUGGAGAGGAUCCACGAGCAGAUGCAACAAGGACAGAAACCAGACUACUGAUUUACCAACAAUCCUCCUGGGCCUCUGAGGUCCAUUCCUGUAGACACCUAGAAAAGGGAAGGAGGGAAUUUGCAUCAGAGGAAGAAAUGUGACAACCUCACUCAAACCAGCACCAUUCUCCUCAUUGGUGUAUCAGCCUUCAAGGUCUCCAUGGAGAUGAGAUGGGGCAGGAAUCCUCUGCAUCUGAAUGUUCUGAACCCAUGUCAUUUUUGUUCCCUGAGAAAUAAGGAGGUCCUGUAAACGUUGUUAGUAAUGCUGUGGCCUAGUCUUGAUUACCGACAUACCUGAGGUGUCAACUUAGACCGUUGAAGUGUCAGAAAGAAAGAAGCAGCACAAACAGUGUGUAGUAAAUGUAAUAUGAUUUAUUAAGAAUCUUCAUUAUUAUUUGUUUUCAUCAUA